Molecule: messenger RNA, 3982 nt
Organism: Dermacentor silvarum
Lineage: Eukaryota; Metazoa; Arthropoda; Arachnida; Ixodida; Ixodidae
Product: ATP-binding cassette sub-family G member 5-like
Cellular component (GO): plasma membrane
Molecular function (GO): ABC-type transporter activity; ATP binding; ATP hydrolysis activity
Source: RefSeq, a predicted model, not a curated record
UGAGAGUGGUGAACGUCGAGCCGCUCGCUGCUCGCGCGAGGAACCUCGCGAAAUGCACUCACUCGCACCUGUACGGGCGAGCGGUCGUGAGCAGCAGACGAUCGUCGCCGCUCACUUGACGUCGACGGUCAGCAGAAGACGAAAGCCUUGCUCUCUGGGAGUCGUCUGCUGUCCUACAGUGGCGGGCAGCCAUGUUGAAGAGGACCACAUCGUGACAUCUCGUGUGAAACGUGAAACGUCGGUAUACGAGGCAUCGUAGAGCGAGCUUAUCCUCCAGAAGUCGCCGCCGAGACGUCGCCGUACGGGUGUCCCGAACAGAACUUUGUGCGGCGUCGCUUCCACGCAACGUCAAUACCAACGCGCACCCCCGCCGCACCAUCGAGAUGGCGACUGACCACGUGCUCGAGCUGUCGGGCGUCCACUACACGGGGCCUGUGUCCCCGCCCACCUGCUUCCAAGCGUUCACCGGAACCGCGGUCACGGCGCCGCUGCUCAAGGACAUCAGCAUGGAACUGCACGCCGGUGAAGUGAUGGCCGUGCUCGGAUCCAAGGGGAGCGGCAAGAAGGCCCUGCUGGAGGUCGUGGCCCGGCGUGCCAUGGGCCCGACCCGGGGCCAGAUCCUUCUAAACGACGUGCCGCUCACGCUGCGCCUGUUCCAGGAGCAGUGCGGCUACGUGGCCCGCCGGUGCAACCUGGUGCCGGGAGUCACCGUGCGCCAGACGCUGCACUUCGCGGCGAAGCUCACGGUCGCUUCCAAGGUGUCCGGCUCCGUCAAGAGAGGCAGGGUGAAGCAGGUGAUGGCGGACCUGGCGCUGAACCAGGUGGCAAACAAGGAGGUCAGCAGCCUGUCCAUCAACGAGUACCGCCGACUGAGCAUCGCCAUCGAGCUGGUCAGGGACCCCGUGCUCGUGGUGUUGGACGAGCCGACGGCCGAGCUGGACCCGCUGAACACGUACUUCGUCGUCUCGAUCCUGGCUAACCACGCCAAGAAGUACAACCGGCUCGUACUGUUCACCAUGUCCAAGCCCCGGUCGGACAUCUUCCCGUUCCUGGACCGCGUAGCCUACCUCUGCCUCGGCGAGAUGGUCUACACCGGUUACACUCGGACCAUGCUGGAGUACUUCCGCAACAUCGGCUUUCCCUGUCCAGAACUGGAGAACCCACUCAUGUACUACCUCUGCCUGGCCACGGUGGACCGGCGUUCCCGCGAGCGCUUCAUCGAGUCCAGCAGCCAGAUUCAGACGCUGGUGGAGAAGUUCCGCAACGACGGCGCCCGCUACCGCAAGGCGGGCCCCCCGUCGGAGCUGGGCGGCAACCACACGGGAGACGCCGCGCAGUACAAGCUACCGCUGACCGCCUACGGCCAGCCGUCCUGCUGGCAGACCUUCUGGGCCAUCUACGGGCGGCUGUGGGCCUCUACGUUCAACUGCAACGGGCGCGCGUUCGGCCAGCUGGCACUGCGGCUCGUCCUGAUGCCGGUGCUGUUCGCCGUGCUGCUGUUAUUCUACUUCCCGCUGUCCGGCUACCAGCAGAGCUUCCUCACCCGCAACGGACUGUUCCUCUCCUGCUUCAUGGCGGCCACGUUCGGAUCGGCCGCCAUCACGGCUCUCACCUACGCCCCGCACCGGACACGGUACUACCAGGAGAGCAGGGAAGGCAAAUACCGAGGCCCGCUGUUUGUUUUCACCCACACGCUAUUCAGCAUCCCGCUCAGCCUGAUCAGCGUCUUUGCCGGCGCCACCAUCAUCUACGCCGGCACGGGUCUGCGGGCCGACUGGCAGCGCUGGGCCACCUUCGGCGGCGUCAUGUGGUGCUUGUACGCGCUCGCCGAGCAGCAGACCGUCGCCCUGAUGAUGGUGGUGCGCAGUUCGUUCGCAUCGUUCCGUUGGUCCGCCUGCGUACUGUCGCUCUGCGCGGCGCUGGCCUCCGGCACGGUGCGGAGCCUGGUCGUACUUCCAGACUGGACGUACUACCUCACGUACGCCACGUUACAGCGGUACGCGGCAGCGUUCGUGCAGCAGAACGAGUUCGAGAUGCACCCGGGUCUGGAGAACCUGCCAUCGCUCAAUGGCAGCGCCUGCGGCCCCAACGUGGACAGCGGACGCUGCUUCUUCGUCAACGGCUCGCACUACUUGGGCCACAAGUACCGCAUGGGCCGCGGCCAGGCCGAAGUGGACGUCCAGUACUGGCUCAACUUCGGGUUGUGCUUCGCCUUCGUGGGCUCCUUCUGCCUCGUCAACGUCAUAUCGCACAUCAUCCCGCUGCCGGCGUCCAUCAAGUCCAAGUUCAGGGAUUGAUGUACUGCUCUGUCCAUCGAGAUCAUUGUUAUUUGUUUGUCACUGAUCGCCAGGAAGGCGCAGAAACGAAGUAACAUCCGUGACGAUACGAAGUGACGCUAGAGUUGCUCGAGCUCGGGUAAUGUGCCAAGGUUUCAACAACUGAGGGUUGUCCAGACUCCUGUCGGCGCUAAGGUUUCAACUAGCGAAGGCUGUACGGGCUCAUGUUCCUGCUAUGGUUUCGACAGGUCAGGGUUGUGUGUGCCAAGGCUCCCCAGAAGGGCACUCCGCGGCCAUUUGUCGUACUGUAGACCGACACUUUGCCAUUGGCCUGUUAUAGUCCUUACAGGCAAUCAAUACGCCGAACGGGGGUAAAUGUAAGAACUAAUCACCAUGGACAAUGAGCGGUUCAUUGUGACCGCUCGCCAACCGGAGAUAAUAGAAGACUGUUUAGCAUCUCGAGCUUUAGACUACAAGCCAUUUGAUAUAGGAGUCCCAGCGCGCAGCAUGACGUCGUAAAGCUAUCCUGCGUGUGCUCUGUGAGCUCUCGACCAACGCGAAUCCUUGACCUCCUCGUUAGCAUCGGCAAACGUCAUUGCCGGAUGAGUGAUUACUAUGACGGAGUCAAAAGUAACUUAAAUGAUGCAAUAACCACAUAAAGCCAAAAGACAACGAAGCCAAGGAAAGCAUCGGGGAAAUUAAGUGUAGUUGAAAUUGGAAUGUAGAAAAUAACGAAGAAAAGGAAAAUGAAAGUGGACGAAAAGAUAACUUGUCGCCGGCGGGAGCCGAACCCGGUAAUUAUGACUAAUAAAAUCGAGCCCCUCGGUUCCCAUUCUUAUUUCGUAAAUGAUGCAAUGACAUUCGGGUAGUUUGACUUUAAAGCUCUUGCGCUACUACUCAAUCAGUAGGUUCAGGCGCUGACGGUCAAGAAUCUUUGUACCCAAAUGUAAGGCGCAGAAGAAUCACGUCUUAACCCCAAAACAGAGUCCGCUGCUGCAACGGCCUUUUGCAGAAAAACUUAGCAGGUUGUUUGUUGCGGAAGAUAUAUGCCUCUGUGCAGCUAACAAGACUCUUCUGGAUUGGAACAAAACCAUCGACUAUACUCUGCCGCUGGAUUUUUUUAGGUAGCCCCGAUGAAGGCCUUCACGCACUGCCAACGUUAUUUCACGUGUAUGUAUAUUUUGCUGCCAUCUGGCGGCCAUUUUGUCGGUAGUAUGACUUCUUUCGGGACAGAGAGUUGGCGGUAUAACGCCAGUGACUAAUUGCACUUAUUACGUGUACUUCAGUUACGCUCGUAAUUCUUCGCCGAAACAGUGAAAAAAGCAAGGGUCAUAAUGACAGGGAUCAAUACUCAAUCACCAAGUUAAAGAUUCAGUUCAAGUGCCGCUCACUAAACCACGCUGCGCCUGCGCACAGUGCCCUCGGGGCGCUGAUAUUGAAAGAGGUUCGCGUCCGCCGUGACGUCACGUAAAUAACUGAACUUCAUCGGCUGGUUCUUCUAUGUGAAUCCUCCUUGUGAUGGACGCCAUCGUAUUCGCCAUUUCAUUGUUAGGUUGUCGCCGUUGCUAAAUAGAGGAGAUACCGGCGACUUCCAAUCUGAGUGAAGUGUUUCACGUCAAUAUAUUUCUUUCUAUGCAAAUGAAGACAAAAUGCGCCGUGCCUGCGAUAGACGAAGAAAACAAUCAUAUACAGGCUGCACCUACAUC